GGCCCCCUUGCCCCUUCGGGCCGGCGCCUCAGAGCCUGGGCCGACCUAACAGGCGCUGGAGUCCGGCCCCAGGCAGCCUGCAGGUGUGCGCGCAAAGCUAGCACGUGGUGCCAGACGCUAUUUAAGGGCCCCCUGUGCCCUGGCUUUCAGCUGCGUCCUGCUUCAGCCCUUCCUGUCCCGGAGCUGCAGGAGGCUCGAGUGUCUCGCAACGCAUCCGCCGCUGGGGCUGCCGCCGGGGCAUGGGCGCUGCGGGCCUGCUCUGCGUUUUCUUGGCUGUCAUCGCGCCAGGGGUUCUCGGUCAGUGUAAGUCCCUGCCAAGGUAUCCUUUUGCUAAGCCUAAAAUUAAGAGUGAUCAGUCUGAGUUUGCUGUUGGAACAUCUUGGGAAUAUGAAUGCCUUCCUGGGUACAUCAAGAGGUCAUUCUUUAUCACCUGCCUAAAGACCUCCAAGUGGUCAGAUGCUCAGCAAUUGUGUACACGUAAAUCAUGUAUGAGUCCUGGAGAACUCCUCCAUGGUUCUGUCCUCAUACCCAUGAGUGUCGUGAUUGGGUCAACAAUUACAUAUUCUUGUGAUCAAGGAUAUCGACUUAUUGGUGAUUCAUCUGCUACAUGUAUUAUCUCAGACAAUAUUGUAACCUGGGAUAAGGACAUGCCUCUUUGUGAAUCUAUUCCUUGUGAGCCACCCCCAGCCAUUUCCAAUGGGGACUUUUACAGCAGCAGUAGAGAGGACUUUUUCUAUGGAAUGGUGGUAACUUAUAAGUGCCACAUUGGACCAAAUGGAAAAAAGCUGUUUGACCUCCUGGGUGAGAAGUCCAUAUAUUGCACCAGCAAAGACAAUCGAGUUGGCAUCUGGAGUGGCCCUCCCCCUCAGUGUAUUCCUCCAGUCAAAUGCCCAAUUCCAGAAGUUGAAAAUGGAAUUAUGGAAUCUGGAUUUGGACGUUCAUUUUCUUUAAAUGAUACUGUGAUGUUUAGGUGUAAACCUGGCUUUACCAUGAAAGGCAGCAAUGUAGUAUGGUGCCAACUAAACAGCAGAUGGAAUCCUCCACUGCCAAAGUGCUUUAAGGGGUGUCUACCACCUCCACAUAUCAACCACAGUAGUUAUAACAUCUUGGAUAAGCAAUUCUUUCCAAUUGGACAGGAAGUGUCCUACAGCUGUGACCCUGGCUACACCCUCAUUGGAACUAACCCUAUACAGUGUACAUCCUUGGGAACCUGGAGUCAUGCAGCCCCUGAAUGUGAAGCAAAAUCAUGCGAUGCCAUUCCAAACCAACUUCUCAAUGGCCGUGUGGUGGCUCCUCCUAAUCUCCAGCUUGGGGCAGUGGUUUCAUUUGUUUGUGAUAAGGGGUACCGAUUAAAUGGCCAAUCUUCUAGUCAGUGUGUCUCAGAAGGAAUAAGAGUACUCUGGAAUAAUAUGUUUCCUGUCUGUGAACGGAUUUCUUGUGACCCUCCUCCUCCUAUCAAAAAUGGUUGGAAUAGUUAUUCUUCUGGUCCCAUACCUCUUAACACUGUGGUAAGGUACACUUGUUCUAGUGCCUUCCGCCUCAUUGGAGAAAGAAUCCUUUUUUGUAUAAGUAAAGACCAAGUGAAAGGAAUCUGGGAUAAAGCUGCUCCUGUAUGUGAAUAUUAUAAUAGAAAUUCUCUUUGCCCUGAGCCCAUAGUAGCAGGAGGAUACAGAGAUAAAAGAUCUAGACCACCAUACAGACACGGUGAUUCUGUGACAUUUACCUGUGAUACCAACUUUACCAUGAAAGGAAACAAAUCUGUUUGGUGCCAAGCAAAUAAAACCUGGGGGCCAACACCACUACCAAUCUGUGAGAGUGAUUUCCCCCAGGAGUGUCCACCACUUCCGACCAUCCCCAAUGGAUCUCACACAGGGGAGAGGGUUGGCUCCUUUGCCCCAGGAUUAUCUGUGACUUACACCUGUGAACCUGGUUACUUGCUUGUUGGAGAAAAGACCAUUAGAUGUUUGUCUUCGGGAAAGUGGAGUGCUGUUAUUCCCACAUGUAAAGAAGCACGGUGUGAACCUCCAGGACCAUUUCUCAAUGGACAGAUAAAGGGCCCUCCAAGUCUUCGGGUUGGUGCGACUGUGAACUUUGACUGUAACGAAGGGUAUCGGUUACAAGGCCAACCUUCCAGUCAGUGUGUAAUUGCUGGACAGCGGGCUUCUUGGACCAGGAUGCCAGUAUGCAAAGAAAUUGUUUGCCUGCCACCUCCUUCUAUUCUCAAUGGAAGACAUACAGGCAGCUCUUCGGGGAACUUUCCAUACAGAAGCACAGUUACUUACACCUGUGACCCAGACCCAGAGAAAGGAGUGAGAUAUAUCCUUACCGGGGAGAAGACUAUCCGUUGUAUCACCAAUAGUCAGAAGACUGGGAUCUGGAGUCACCCUGCCCCAAGCUGUGAACUUUCUAGCUCUGCCAUUCAGUGUCCACCUCCCCAGAUCCUAAGAGGCCAAAUAUCAUCUGGGCAGAAAGACCAAUAUUCCUAUAAUGACACCGUGGUAUUUGCUUGCUCAUAUGGCUUCACCCUGAAGGGCAGCAAGGCAAUCCGAUGUAAUGCUCAAGGCACGUGGGAGCCACCAGCACCAGUCUGUGAAAAGGGGUGCCAAGCCCCUCCUACAAUCCUCAAUGGGCAAAAGGAAGAUGGACACAUGGUCCGCUUUGACCCAGGAACAUCUAUAAAGUACAGCUGUGACCCUGGCUAUGUGCUCGUGGGGAAAGAAUCCAUACGUUGUACCUCUGAGGGGGUGUGGACACCCACUGCCCCCGAAUGCAAAGUGGCAGAGUGUGAACCUAUAGAAAAGCAAGUCUUUAAGAAACCCCAGGAUCAAUUUGUUAGACCAGAUGUUAACUCUUCUUGCGACGAAGGGUACCGGUUAGGAGGGAGUGUUUAUCAGAAGUGCCAAGGAGCGAUUCCUUGGUUUAUGGAGAUUCGUCUUUGUGAAGAAAUCAUCUGCCCACCACCUCCUGCCAUCUACAAUGGGAAACACACGGGGAGUUCCUCAGGAGAUAUUCUAUAUGGAACCACGGUCACCUACACAUGCAACCCUGGGCCAGAAAGCGGAGUGGAAUUCAACCUCAUUGGGGAGAGCACCAUCCGUUGUAUAAGCAAUGACCAAGAGAGGGGCACCUGGAGUGGGCCUGCCCCUGUCUGUAAACUUUUCCUCCCUGCUGUUCAGUGUCCACCUGCCCAGGUUGCAAAUGGAUACAAGAUAUCUGGCAAGGAUGCCCCAUAUUUCUACAAUGACAGUGUGACAUUCAAGUGUAAUCAUGGAUUUAUUUUGAAGGGCAGCCAUCAGAUUCGUUGCAAAGCCGAUAGCACCUGGGAUCCUGAAAUACCAGUUUGUGAAAAAGGCUGCCAGCCACCUUUUGGGCUCCAGCAUGGUCAGCAUACAGGUGGAAAUAGGGUCCUCUUUGUCUCUGGGAUGACUGUAGACUACACCUGUGACCCUGGCUACUUGCUUGUGGGAAACAAAUCCAUUCACUGUAUGCCUUCAGGAAAUUGGAGUCCUUCUACCCCUCGGUGUGAAGAAGCACCAUGUCAGCCUGUGAGAGAUUUUCAAGAGCCUCCCAUUCAUUCACAUGUGAUACCAGUCAAUAUAUCCUGUCAAGAUGGGUACCGGUUGACAGGACAUACUUAUCAGAAGUGUCAAGAUGCUGAGAAUAGGGUUUGGUUCCAAAAGAUUCCACUUUGUAAAGUAAUUCACUGUCAGCCUCCACCCAUGAUUGACCAUGGAAGGCCCAGGGGCGUGAUGGCAGAACCCUUUCUAUAUGGAAAUGAAGUCUCUUAUGAAUGUGACCAAGGAUUCUCUCUUCUGGGAGAGAAAAAUAUACGAUGCAUAAGUGAUUCUGAAGGACAUGGAUCUUGGACUGGACCUUCCCCAAAACUAGGGUGCCUGGGUCAGUGCAAAGCCCCGGAACAGCUUCCAUUUGCCAAGCUUACAAUUCUGACCAACGAGUAUGAGUUUCCCAUUGGGACAUCUUUGAAGUAUGAGUGCCGCCCUGGUUACCACAGGAAAGUAUUCUAUAUUACCUGCCUAUCCAACUCAGUCUGGUCAAACGCUGACGACAUCUGUCAACGUAAAUCAUGUGGAACUCCUGCAGAACCCUUAAAUGGCAAAAUGACUGUCAACAGAGACACCCGGUUUGGAUCAACCGUUAAUUAUGCCUGUAAUGAAGGAUACCGUCUUAUCGGUAAGACCUCGAUUGCAUGCAUCAUCUCAGACAAUACUGUCGUCUGGGAUAACAAUCCACCUAUUUGUGAGACUAUUCCUUGUGGGCCACCCCCAGCCAUCGCCAAUGGAAAUUUCUUUAGCACCAGCAGAGAAUUUUUUCCAUAUGGAACCGUGGUGAACUAUCGCUGCCAUCUUGGACAGAGAGGGAAAAAGCUGUUUGAGCUUGUGGGCAACUCAUCAAUAUACUGCACCAGCAAAGACAAUCGCGUUGGCAUAUGGAGCAGCGCCCCCCCUCAGUGCAUCAUACCUAAUAAAUGCACACCUCCAGACAUUGAAAAUGCAAUAAGGGUAUCUGAGAACAAAAACUUAUUUUCCUUACAUGAAUUUGUGAGGUUUAUCUGUGAGCCCGGCUUUGUCAUUAAAGGACCCUCCAGUGUGCAAUGCCAAGCCCAAAACAAAUGGGGGCCAGAGUUGCCAAGCUGUUCUAGGGUAUGUCAGCCGCCUCCAGAAAUUGUGCACGGUAAGCGUGCCGCAGGCAACGAGACCAAUUUCUUCCCCGGGCACGAAGUGUUCUACAGCUGCGAGUCCGGCUAUGAUCUCCGAGGGGCUGCUUCUCUGCGCUGCACUCCCCAGGGAGACUGGAGCCCAGCAGUCCCGAGAUGUGCAGUGAAAUCAUGUGUGGACUUCCUGGACCAACUCCCUAAUGGCCGUGUGCUCUUUCCACUGAAUUUCCAGCUUGGGGCAAAAGUGUCCUUCGUUUGUGAUGAGGGGUUCCAUUUAAAGGGCAGUUCUGCUAGUUACUGCGUCUUGGUUGGAACGGAAAGCCUUUGGAAUCACAGUGUUCCUGUGUGUGAACAAAUCUUUUGUCCAAAUCCUCCCUCUAUCCUUAACGGGCACUACACCGGAACUUCUCAGGGAGACAUUCCCUAUGGAAAGGACAUUACUUACACGUGUGACCACCACCCAGCCAGAGGGAUGACCUUCAAUCUCAUCGGGGAGAGCACCAUCCACUGCACAAGUGACGGUCAAGGGAGGGGAAUUUGGAGCGGCCCUGCCCCUCGCUGUGAACCUGCUGGUCCUGCUGGUUACUGCAAAGCCCCAGAAGAGUUUCCGUUUGCCAAACCUACAACCCUGACUGAUGAGUCUGAGUUUCCGAUUGGGACAUCUUUGAAUUAUGAAUGUUCCCCUGGGUAUUUUGAGGAUAUGUUUUCUAUCACCUGCUUAGAAAACUUGGUCUGGUCGAGUGCCGAAGGUAUCUGUAGACGAAAAUCAUGUGAAGCUCCACCAGAACCCUUCAAUGGCAUGGUACAUAUAAACACGGAUACCCAGUUUGGAUCAACAGUUCAUUAUUCUUGUAAUGAAGGGUAUCGACUCAUUGGCUCUCCUUCCGCGGCUUGUCUCCUCUUGGGCAGUACGGUCACUUGGGAUAAGGAAGCACCUAUGUGUGAGGAAAUCUUUUGUCCAAAUCCUCCCUCUAUCCUUAAUGGGCACUACACCGGAACUUCUCAGGGAGACAUUCCCUAUGGAAAGGAAAUUACUUACACAUGUGACCACCACCCAGCCAGAGGGAUGACCUUCAACCUCAUCGGGGAGAGCACCAUCCACUGCACAAGUGACAGUCAAGGGAGGGGGAUUUGGAGCGGCCCUGCCCCUCGCUGUGAACCUGCUGGUCCUGCAGCAUGCCCACCUCUGCCCAAGAUCCACAAUGGGCAUUACAUUGAAGGACAUGCAUCUCCAUAUCUUCCUGGGAUGACCGUCAACUACACCUGUGACCCAGGCUACCUGUUGGUGGGAAGAGCCUUCAUAUUCUGCACAUACCAGGGAACCUGGAGCCAAUUUGAUCAUUAUUGCAAAGAGGUAAAAUGUAUCCUUCCAGAGUUUAUGGAUGGAAUCCGGAAGGAACUGGAAAUGAGAACAGUGUAUCGCUAUGGAGAUAAUAUAACUUUCGAGUGUGAAGAUGGGUAUACUCUGAAAGGCAGUCCCCAGAGCCAAUGCCAGGCAGAUGACACAUGGAACCCUCCUCUGGCUAUAUGUACAUCUAGUAAAUGGAGCUGCAAGACAUGUAGGUCCUUCCUUAGUCAUGGUUACUAUUCAUUCAUUCAUCUAUACCGUCAUUGAAUGUGGUGUGAUGUUUAUAGCACCUGCUAAGAGCUAAGGAGUACAACAGGAGCUCCUAAUUCUUCCCAGAAAGCCCUUUGCAAUGACAAUAAGUCAAGCCCUGCUCUUCUCACACUGCUCAACCCAUUCAUCUCUCCUCAGGAACCCCUCUGAACCUUUUUUUGUCUGUAUUACUCUAUUGUUGAUUGCACGGCACAGUAGUGAUUUCUUUAUAGCCUGUGGGCCGUAAAGGUCAGGAGCACAUCAGUGGUAGAGCAGGCCUUCAAGAAUAUUUCAAUAUGAAUGAGGGAACAUUUUCCAAGGUGGAGAGACAAGAUAGUUGGUCUCCCUCACUGGUGUAGGCUACAGGAUUUUAAGCUGGUAUAGCUGGAUAGAGCAGAUUUAGAAAUCAUGUAUCUUAAAUUGCACAUGAGUGAAAUCAUAUGGUAUUUGUCUUUCUCUUACUUAUUUCUCUUAACAUAAUACCCUCUAGU
Callorhinus ursinus (northern fur seal) is the source of this 6763-nucleotide messenger RNA. The record is from RefSeq and is a predicted model, not a curated record. NCBI's taxonomy places the organism in Eukaryota, Metazoa, Chordata, Mammalia, Carnivora, Otariidae.